CCUAUAACCAGAGGUAAACACGCAAAGAAGGAAGCGCCAGGCAAGCUAGCAACAUCCCCAUCGUAGGAUGGUCCUUUGGUUCUGAUUGAAGGGUGCACCCGCUCUUGCAAAUCAAUUAAAUGCUUUGAGUCGUCUUUUUAUGCACGACCCGAGCGUUCUGCAUUGGCAGCGAACAUGGAGGCAAUGGAAACUGGCGAUGGACGACGGCAUCCGGCCGCCGAUGAAGUGCGACUUGCGGAAACAGAAGACACGGGAACUGAAGCUCUAGCCAAAGGUGGAAGCUCCCUCCCAAACCAAAGUGAAGAGAGCAAGUUUGAACUUAAAGACAUCGAGACCCCGCUAGUUCCGUGUCGCAUGGAGCCCUUGAACGCCUCGCCGUCCCACUCAGAAGACGAGACCGAGGAAGGAGGCCUAGCCAGCGAGAAAGAUGAUGAUGACGUGGAGGAUGUAGAGGAGAUGGAAGCCACUCCUGUGCAGGUGAAGGACUCGGACCCGGAGGAGACAAUCGGCAAAGGCACUUGUUCCGCCUCGUUCAGCCUCGAUGAGAUGAUGGACAUCGGUACUGUGGACCAGCAAGAACAGGAAGCUCAGAUGUGCACAGAUGAUAACAACAGCACCACAGUGUUGGAGGAGGAGGAGGAGGAGGAGGAGGCGGCACAAAACGAGCUAGACACUGACAUGAAACCUAAUGUCGGAAUGAAAGUGGAUGAAGAAGUACAAAAAAAAGAGGAGAAGGAGGAGGAGAAAAAGGAAGAUGGGAGUGUGGAGGAGGUGAAAGAGAAGGAGAUGGAGGAGGUGACAGAGAAGGAGGUGGAGGAGGUGACGGAGAAGGAGGUGGAGGAGGUGACUGAGAAGGAGCGUGAGGAGGUGAAUGAGAAGGAGCGGGAGGAGGAGAACGAGAAGGAGCGGGAGGAGGAGAACGAGAAGGAGCGGGAGCAGGUGAACGAGAAGGAGCGGGAGGAGGAGGAGAACGAGAAGGAGCGGGAGGAGGCGAAAGAGAAGGUGGGGGAGGAUGUGAAAGAGCAGCAGCAGCAGGAGGAGGAGGAAGUAAAUGAGAAUAAUGAGAGGAUAGAGGAGGAGAAGGGGGAGAAAGAAGAGGAGUCUGUGCCUUUCUACGCCACUCGCUCCAGAAGCAGAGCAGCCACAACGUCCGUAUCACCGUCAACGUCCGACAUGACCAAUGGGAUGAAAGUGAUCAAGCUCUCCGCCUCCAGUUCCUCUUCAUCAUCUUCGCCGGCUCCCAUCGCCGGCUCGCCGACUCCCAUCAAAAUCAAGGACGAGCCCGAGGAUGAGGAGUACGAGCUAGCGCUUGUGUCCGGCACGUCCACUGUAAAGGACGAGCCCGUUGCUGCUAAGGAGGAGGACUUGCAGAUUGAAUCCGUGUACUCCGUGAUGCCGGACGGCAGCGGUCGAAGGCAACGAGGUCGACCGUCGUCGUCCUCGUCCACGUUGAACAUGUUGUGCGCGCACUGCCAGAAGGGGCUGCUCAAGGGGCAGACGGCGUACCAGCGCAAAGGCUCCCCAGCGCUCUUCUGCUCCACCGGCUGCCUCACCUCCUCGCUCAGCUCUUCCAAAAGCGUCAAGACCUGUCACCGUUGUCAAAAGCGCAUAUCCCGCCCUCAGGAUAUCAUCCUGGCUCCGGAUGUGGACGGCUUGAUGAGGGGCUUCUGCAGCGAACCGUGCCUGAGCGCGUUCACCCUCAACAAAAGCGCUGAUGCCAAGGCGCUUGCUUCUUCCGACGUCAAACUGCAGUCGGUGUGCAGCAUGUGCGCCAAAUACGACAUUAGCAAGCACGAGGUCGUCCUUAGCGGCGUCGUCCACAAGAUGUGUAGCGACUCGUGCUUCAAGCUUUUCCGCACCGCCAAUCAGCUGACCAUGGCGGGCUGCGCCAACUGCGGCUCCAUCUGCCACGUGAGGCCGCUGCUGCUCAAGAUGGAGGGCAGCAGCAAGACACUGUGCAACCUCGACUGCCUCAUCAAGUACAAAAAGAAAGUUAAGAUGAAUCUGCCGUGCGCCAUGUGUCGCUCCCCGCGGCCGCUCGCCGACAUGUUCCACAACAAAAGCAACACCGAUGACUCCGUGAGCCUCUACUGCAGCAGCAGCUGCAUCAUGGCCUUCAUGGUCCAGAGUGUCACCUCCUCAGGCACACACCUGAACUGCGAAAACUGCGGCAAGAAUGCUCUGCCGGCGUACCACCUGGCCAUGUCCGACACCACCAUCAGAAACUUCUGCACACUGCCGUGCGUGAUGGCCUUUCAGGAGAAGUUUAAGAUGAAACAGAAGCAGAUGACCAUUUUCCCAAAGUUGCCGGUGGCGUCCUCUCAGGAGCCGAGCACCACGCCGCCGCUGCCGCAAGCCGCUUCGGCCACGCUUGACUGCGCCCAGUGCGCCCGCCAAAUGACCGCCAAGCCCGAUGUCAUCCACGUCAAGGACAAGGUGGUGUUUGUCUGCAGCUGGAGCUGCGCCCUGGAGUUCAAAACGAGCAAAAACAUCAGCGCCAAGUGCGAGUACUGCAAGAUGGACAAGAUCAGCCGAGAGGUGAAGCGCAUCAACGGGAAGGACUGCUCCUUCUGCAGCCACGGCUGCAAGCUGCUGUACGAGCAUGACCUGGACGCACGCUGGGGCAAGCACUGCAAAUCGUGCUCGUAUUGCCAGUGUGUCUCCAAGAAAGUGGAGAAGGCGCUCUACGGCGAGUCUAGCGAGGAGUUCUGCUCCGAGGUGUGCAGGUCCAAUUACACCAUGCUCUUCUGCCAUGUUGCCAAGUGCACCUCGUGCGGCCGCAAAGGCAAACUGAAGCACAGUCUUUUCAUGCUGGGAGAGUUGCGCAACUUCUGCGACCUGCCGUGUCUGUUCCACUUCUGCAACGGCCAGAUCAAGACGCAGGGCGACGUCUUCCCGCCAGACUCGCCCGUCAUCGCCAAUGUAGUCUCACUCGCGUGCCAGGACCAGGCAAGCCGUGCCACUCCCGACAAGCCCACCAAGCAAACAGGAGACUAUCAAAUCAGUUUGAGGAAACGAAAAGAGGACUCGCUCACUUCCACAGGUCCCCGAACAAGAGGUUCUGACUCACAAACAGACCCUGAUCUGAUCAUCAUUAACGACAGUCCAGAGAGAAAGAGGCCGUCUCCUUCCACGCCCACGCCCAUUUCUGUCAGCACUUCGAGAAGCAUGAAGAACAAGGCCCUGCUGUGCAAGCCGCUGGUGCAGAACAAGGGCGUCUCCUGUCGGACGCAGACGGUCGACGUCGAGGCGCAGACAGAUUUGUCCAUACCUAAGGUUAUGGUCCUCCCCAUUCCCGUGCCGGUGUACGUCCCCGUGCCCAUGAACAUGUACAGCCAGUGCACCCCCAAUCCCGUGGGCGUGCCCCUGCCUCUUCCCGUGCCCAUGUUGCUGCCCGUCAACAUGGACAACGCCGACCGCAUCGUGGAGACCAUCAAGAAGAUCAAGGAAAAAUUCCCGGCGGACCCGUUCGAGGCCGAGCUCGUUCUCAUGGCGGAGAUGGUGUCCGAGACCAACGGAGGCGAUGGCGCGACGGACAAAGAGGGGGAAAUGCGACCAGAGAUUGCUGCUGGCGGAGACGCGAUGAGCACCGACUUGAAUACGGAUGACCUGGCCAGCCUGCUGAACAGCUGGGACGAGCCCAAUGCUCCUUCACCUCCCAUGGACGUCGAAACCGAUUUCCCCAUCGAGACCUUGGAGAGGAUGGCCCUGCAGCGAGAGUCUUCCACGCCGCCGGCCAGCCCCGCACCCACCGGCACACGGAAACGUCAACCGUCGCGGAAAUCCAGAGAGACGAGGGGUCGUAAAAAGUCAAACAAGGGCGCCGAGGUGUCCGGCAAAAAAGGGUCCGCCGCCAAGAGCUCCGUCCCCAAAGUCCCGAAGCUUAAGAGUGAGUACGGCGUGGAUGCUUGGAAGCGAUGGAUCCGCUGGAGAGACGCUCAGCCCGACAUGGAGACGCCGCGUAUCGGAAUGCGCCCCCUGGUGCCGAAAGAAGACCUCCUCCGCUGCACCUCGGCCGAACUGAGCUACGGCCUGUGCCGCUUCAUCACCGAGGUCAAGCGGCCGUCCGGCGAGCCGUACGCGGCCGACAGCCUCUUCUACCUCUGCCUCGGCAUCCAGCAGCACCUGUUUGAGAACGGCCGCGUGGAGAACAUUUUCACGGACAGCUUCUACUGCAAGUUCUCCACAGAGUUCACCAACAUGCUCAGAGGCUUCCAACCGACUCUCACAACCGGGGGUUACAUCCACUCGCGUGUGGAGGAGGAGUUCCUGUGGGACUGCAAGCAGCUGGGCGUGUACUCGCCCAUCGUGCUGCUCAACACGCUGCUCUACUUCUUCUGCAAGAACUUCGGCUUCACCACGGUCGAGCAGCACCGGCAGCUCUCCUUCGCCCACGUCAUGCGCUGCACCAAGACCGCCCAGGGCAACGUCAAGACCACCUUCCUGCGCUUCUACCCGCCCAUCGCGCCCAUCGAUGAUCUGGAUGGCAUUCCUGCCAAGAAGCGCAAGGAGGAGGAGGAGGCGGAGGUGAAAGAGGAGAAGAUCCUGGAGAUGAAGGAGAACACGGAAAAUCCUCUGCGCUGUCCCGUGCGACUCUACGAAUUCUACCUGUCAAAGUGCUCGGAGACAGUCAAGCAGCGCACCGACGUGUUCUACCUGCUGCCCGAACGCUGCUGCGUGCCCAACAGCCCGCUGUGGUUCUCGGCCACCCCGCUGGACGAGGACACGAAGGAGGCCAUGCUCACUCGCAUCCUCACCGUGCGGCAGCUGCACUUGGCCACCAGGGAGCGGACGCUUGCCCCCGAAGACGACGAGGGCGGCGGCGGUGGCAGAGGCGCAGGCGACGACGACGAUGACGACGACUGGCCAUGACGCGUCUGAACUCUUACCAAGGAGACGGAAUCAAAAGUGUCUUGAAGGCAGCGGUCGAGCUUCUACGUAUUAGAUGAGGACGAGACGUUCUGUGACACUAAAGGGAGCAAGGCUGACCCCUCCAAAAACUUGUUUCGAAUCGAAGGAAUCACAGUUGGAAUUCCACGAUCAGCUUUUUUUUUUUUUUUUUGGAAUAUAUUAAUAAUCUUUUCUUUAUAAAGGUCCGACCAAUGUCACUAGACAGUGAGAUGACACUGUCCUCUUUUUGUACCAUGUUACCGCCUCUUUCCCUUCAUGGUGUAGAUCAGUGUUUUCCAACCUGUAUUGAGCCAAGGUCCAAAUUUUACCUUUUGAAAAAAAAAUCUCAUGGCACGCCGCCAAGCACAAAAUAUCACGGGAACGAUAUGACAUGAUACUGAAAUCAUGGCGUCUUUUUCAUGUCCUCUCCAAUUUACUCUGUGUGAAAUUUUGGCCCGUGAAGCUUUUAUUCUGAUGUUAAAUGACUGAACACUGGUUAAUUAAUUACUACUUUCUGCUUCCGAGUGGAGGCGUAUUUCAUUGUUCAUCCUGUUGCUAUACAUCGCCGGCAUGGAUAGACAGAAGAUACAUCAUAUCGAAAAAUCUUUUUUUUUUUUUUUCGACCAGUUGCGGUUGGGAAAAUCACUGCAGUAGAUGAUGUCCAGUCCGUGUAAUUUAGAACAAACGGAACCAUCUUGCCGAGUAAAACUACUUGAACGCAUCCAAGUUGCGAUUCAAAGCACCUUUUAAGACAAAACGUGACGACCUUCCUCAAUUAUUAGCAGUGUACAAAUAAAAAUGUAUCCAUUCAUAUAUCCCUUGACAGACGUUUUGUAUUGACCUUUUUGUUUCUUUUUUUUUAAUAAAACUGUGAAUGUUAACUAUUGAA
Hippocampus comes (tiger tail seahorse) is the source of this 5779-nucleotide messenger RNA. Its product is annotated as zinc finger MYM-type protein 4-like. The record is from RefSeq and is a predicted model, not a curated record. The coding region runs from base 175 to 4872 and encodes 1565 amino acids. The transcript has 27 exons. NCBI's taxonomy places the organism in Eukaryota, Metazoa, Chordata, Actinopteri, Syngnathiformes, Syngnathidae.